AUGGCCUCGUCGCGUGGAAACUGCGGGGACGGACUCGGAAUCCAAUCGUGUGAUGUCAAAGCCGGCAAAGCGCAAGUACGUGUGGCCAACCAGGCAUGUCGAAAGCCGGCCAUAAAUUGGGUCAAUCCCGGCAACUGGGAUCAGUGGAAUCCAUUGCACUUGAUCCAAUCAUUUCGCAUCACCGCCGGACCUGCUAACAGCAAAUCCGGCGCUAGUACGCGAUAG
Molecule: messenger RNA, 225 nt
Organism: Sporothrix schenckii 1099-18
Lineage: Eukaryota; Fungi; Ascomycota; Sordariomycetes; Ophiostomatales; Ophiostomataceae
Exons: 1
Coding region: 1-225 (74 amino acids)
Source: RefSeq, a predicted model, not a curated record